This is a messenger RNA of Thlaspi arvense, 2083 nucleotides long. The record is from the annotation of a GenBank genome assembly. Lineage: Eukaryota; Viridiplantae; Streptophyta; Magnoliopsida; Brassicales; Brassicaceae.
UUUUGCUCAAAAGAUUACGAUCAUGGGGAAGAAGAGAACUGUCAAGUACUUCCUGGUCGAUGCUUUCACUGAUUCGGCUUUCAAAGGGAAUCCAGCGGCUGUUUGUUUCCUCAACGACGACGACAGCGACAGAGACGACGCCUGGCUUCAGUCUCUCGCCGCCGAAUUCAACAUCUCCCAAACUUGUUUCCUUACUCCGAUCACUGGCUUCGAAGCUCGCUUCCAUCUCCGGUGGUUUACCCCUUUAGCCGAGGUGGAUCUCUGUGGCCAUGCAACUUUGGCAUCUGCUCAUUGUCUCUUCUCCAAUGGUUUGGUUGAUUCAGAGGAUGUCGAGUUUGUCACAAGGUCAGGGAUUCUUACAGCCAAGCGAGUCCCAGAUACUUCAGAGCUCAGUGAUGGUGAAGUGAAAGGAGGAACUUUCUUGAUCGAGUUGAAUUUCCCUGUGGUUACAACUUGUGAUAUCAAUCUCGAUGAUGUCUCCUCCUCCAUGAUCACAAAGGCCUUGAACGGAGCUACCAUUGUUGAUAUAAAAGUUACUACGACAAACAACAUCCUCGCUGUGCUUCCAUCUAUGGAAUCUGUCAAUGAGUUGCAACCAAGAAUGGAUGAUAUAUUGAAAUGUCCUUGCGAUGGCAUCACUGUGACAGCUGCUGGUUCUGCAGGAUCGGCCUAUGAUUUCUACAGUCGGUUCUUCGCUCCUAAAUUCGGCAUUGAUGAGGACCCUGUAUGUGGAAGUGCACAUUGUGCAUUGGCACAUUACUGGAGCCUCAAGAUGAACAAGUGUGAUUUCUUAGCCUACCAAGCUUCGCCUAGGAGUGGAACAAUUGGGAUUCAUCUAGACAAGGAGAAGCAGAGGGUUCUCCUUAGAGGCAAGGCCGUGACUGUAAUGGAAGGCCAUGUCUUGACUUCAAAGGAAGAAAAGGAGGAUGACCAUGACCAUGGAGAAGCCUCUGAAGGUCUUCGUGGUAACUGUAUUUUCUUCUUCAAUCCAAAAUGUGAUAAACUCUCAAGAUUGAUGAGUGUUGUUGAUAACCAGGUUGAUGCAUUCUCUGAGUCAGCCUUCAAAGGAAACCCAGCAGUAGUGUGCUUGCUUGAUGGAAAGAAUGAGAAAGACGACUCUUGGCUUCAGUCUCACGCCGCUGAAUUCAAUUCCCAGUUUUCAGGACUUAUGCAAAUUUCAGAUGGCAAGAGCUCCAUUUUUAUCUCGCAGGUGGAUCUUUGUGCUCAUGUAACCUUAGCAUCUGCUCACACACUCUUCGAAAACGGUUUGUUUGGUUCGGACACAAUCAAGUUUGCCACCCGCUCCGGGACUCUAACCGCUAAAAGGGUUCCAGAGACUCUCACAAGUUCUUUGACUAUGAAGAGAAAGGAUCUGAUAGGUACGAAGCAGAGCAUCCGCCGGUUAUCUAUCACUACCGAAGGAAGAUUAUACCGAAGCAAGCAUGAACCGGAUUGCAACUCUCCUCAAGUUUGGCGUGGUCCCGAAGGAGAGCUUAAUCGUACUAGAUUUUGUUUACAACACGUAACAGGAUCUUUCUUUAUCGAACUGGAUUUCCCUGUGAUUCCAACACGUGAGUACAAAACCUCAACCUUAAAUGGAGCUGCCAUUGUUGAUGUCCGAGGAACCACAACUGAUAAAAUCAUCUCCAAGGCCUUCGCGCUGCCAAAGCUUCUUCAACUGAUAAAAUUAUCAAUACUCCUAACUAUCUAUGCGUUCUGUUUUCAUAUUGUGCUUCCAACUUGGGAUUCUGUCACUGAACUGCAUCCAAGAAUGGAUGAUCUCUGGAAAUGUCCCAGGAAGUUGAUAAUUCUUGCAGCUGCUGCUCCUAAAGGAUCUGCAUAUGAUUUCUGUAGACUCUGUCUGUGGAAGUGCACAUUAUUGGAACCUCAAGAUGAACAAGUGCGACUUUGUUGCUUACGCGGUGACUACUCUCUCCUUCUAUCUAGUGCCAUUUUAAAUCUAAGGAGCAAAGCAAAUGCUUCGCGUAGGAGUGGAACAGUUAAAAUUCAUUAUGAUAAGGAGAAGCAGAGAGUUUUUCUCACUGGCAAAGCUGUGACUGUUAUGAAAGGCUCUGUCUUAGUU